This is a messenger RNA of Rhizoctonia solani, 411 nucleotides long. RefSeq lists its product as uncharacterized. NCBI's taxonomy places the organism in Eukaryota, Fungi, Basidiomycota, Agaricomycetes, Cantharellales, Ceratobasidiaceae. The coding region runs from base 1 to 411 and encodes 136 amino acids. The record is from RefSeq and is a predicted model, not a curated record. The transcript is spliced from 2 exons.
AUGGCAUCUCGACCCACAAUCAUCACAGGCUACAAGCUCAAGGACAAUCUCGCUGAACACUAUAAACACCCACAACCACCCCUCCGGCGUCUAGUCCAAUCUCUUCAGCAUGUACUUCAUAUCCCAAUUAUGCUCGUCGAGGUGGAAGACGAGGACGACGACGAAGAUAACUCGCUCUACGUGUGUUGCUAUGUUAACGAUGCUAUAUUCGACGUUGGAGGAGAAGGGUUGGAUGUUCCGCCGGCGUUUGAGCGGGUAAAAGAUGUGCUGAAGACGGAGGGGAAAUUUACGUAUUACUACGAUUGUCAAUCUACCAGAUCUAGAGUGUUCCCUGAGUAUUCCCGAUUCUCUGGUUAUCACAUUGACGAGUCAGGUAACUGGCGAGAGGACCAUCCUUCCAUUUACUCUUAA